AUGCUGCCUUACUUAUUGAUUAUAUCCUUGUUGCAAACAGAAUAUUGUGCCUCGGGGCGCAAUUGUAGUACAAAUGAUGAAAUCAAGAACUGUGUUGACGGAAUUAUUAUUCCUAUAUGGAAACCAUUUUCGGGGUUAACAUUAAUCGAGAGGAUUUCUCGUGGCUUGAUCUUCUUCAUGAUAAUCGCUUAUUUCUUUCUUGGUGUAUCUGUUGUUGCUGAUAGAUUUAUGUCAUCGAUUGAAGUUAUUACAAGUAUGGAACGAACAAUAACAAUAAAGCGCUACGGAAUUGAACCAUUUAAAAUAAAGGUGCGCAUAUGGAAUGACACUGUCAGUAAUCUCACCUUGAUGGCUUUAGGUUCGUCAGCUCCUGAAAUAUUAUUGUCGAUAAUAGAGAUAAUAGGAAAAAGAUUUCAAGCUGGUGAUCUUGGUCCAAAUACGAUCGUUGGUUCUGCUGCAUUUAAUCUUUUCAUGAUUAUUGCAAUAUGUGUUAUUGCAGUACCGAACAAUGAGGUUCGACGACAAAAACAUCUUGAUGUGUUUUGCGUUACUGCUACUUGGUCAAUAUUCGCUUAUAUAUGGAUGUAUAUCAUAUUAGCUAUAAUAUCACCUGGAAUCAUUGAAAUCUGGGAAGGCUUCCUUACAUUUUUGUUUUUUCCUAUUACAGUUAUUACAGCUUGGAUUGCUGAUGUUAAGAUUAUUCAAAAACGAUUUCUUCCACAUCGUUAUCGUUCAACAGGCCGAGGUUUGAUUGCAACGGAAGGUGAAGAAGUUGAUGAAGCUGAUCCCGUUUUAAAGGCAUUUGAAGAUAAUCGUGCAAAAUUUAUACAAAUAAUGAAAGAUUUGCGCAAGAAACAUCCGGAAAUGGAUCCAACAGAAUUAGAAAAAUUAGCGGAGUACGAAAUAAUCAACCAAGGACCCAAAUCAAGAGCUUUUUAUAGAGUGCAAGCAACAAGAAGAUUGGUUGGUGGUGGUGAUAUAAUUAAAAAAAGAGUUAAUAAAGAUCAUCACAAAAGCCUCGAAACUCUUCUUCAACGAGAAGAAGAAUCCAAAAAAAAUACUUGCCGAAUAUUCUUUGAACCAGCACAUUAUACAGUUAUGGAAAAUAUUGGGCAAUUCGAUGUCGUUGUUCGUCGUGAAGAUGGGCCCGAUGAUAUUACUUUAAUGGUUGAUUAUCAUACUGAAGAUGGUUCAGCUGAAGCUGGAAGUGAUUAUAUUCGUGCUCAGGGAACGCUGACUUUCCAUCCUGGUGAAAGACAUAAGGAAAUAACAAUUGAAAUACUGGAUGAUGAUGUAUUCGAGGAAGACGAGCACUUCUAUUUGCAUUUGACUAAUUUACGAAUGCGUACCGCUGACAAUCGCGUAACUGGGCUUCCUUCCUUCAAUGGAGCUCCUGUUGCUUGCAUAGAGAUGCCUUAUGCAGCAACUAUCAUGAUACUCGAUGAUGAUCACGCCGGUGUUUUUGCUUUUAAGCAAGGAAAUUUUCAAGUGAAUGAAAAUUGCGGGUUCGUGUCGUUGAAAGUUUGGCGUACUUCUGGAUGUCGGGGCAAAGUUAUUCUUCCUUAUAGAACAUAUGAUGGUUCAGCAGUAGCUGGAAAUGAUUAUUCAACAAAAGAAAAUGAAAUAGUAUUCGAUAACAAUCAAACCGAAGGCGAAAUACAAAUUGGCAUUCUGGAUACGGGACAGUAUGAACGAACGGAUUACUUUUUUGUCGAACUUUAUCAGCCUAUAUGGACCAAAAAAAUGUCAGAACGAUAUUGCUCUACUUUCUGCAGAAGUCGACAUAGUGAUGAUCUGCUUUAUUUAGAUUCAAAGCAUGACAAAAUAAAUUUAACAAGCGAACAAUUGGAAAUUGCUGAACUUGGUAAGCCUCGUCUGGGCGACAUCAAAACAUGUAAAAUAAUCAUUAAAGAAAGUAAAGAAUUCCAGAGUGUCAUCGAUCGAAUGUUGAGAACAGCAAAUUCAUCCUUAAUGCUCGGCACUUCAUCCUGGAGAGAACAAUUUGUUGAUGCAUUAACCGUUAGUGCUUCAGGUAUCAGCGAUAGAAAUACAGGUGAGUCGACAGUGGGAGGAAACAUUGGUAAUGAAAAGGAGGGCAAUGAACCAAAAUUUAUGGAUUAUUUGAUGCAUUUUGUGUGUGUGCCGUGGAAAUUAGUAUUUGCAACAAUUCCUCCUACUGAAUAUUGGGGCGGCUGGGCAUGUUUCAUUGUAUCGAUUGCAUUAAUUGGAUUAUUUACCGCAGUGAUAGGUGAUUUAGCAUCUCAUUUCGGCUGUUGGAUUGGUUUAAAAGAUGCAGUAACAGCAAUAUCGUUUGUGGCACUUGGCACGUCUAUACCAGACACAUUUGCUUCAAAAGUAGCCGCUAUUCAAGACAAAUAUGCUGAUUCAUCGAUUGGUAACGUUACCGGAUCUAACGCUGUUAAUGUUUUCCUUGGAAUUGGUAUGGCAUGGACAUUAGCAGCAAUAUAUCACUGGUUUAACGGUAGCGAAUUUUAUGUUGAUCCAGGAACAUUGGCCUUUUCAGUAACAAUAUUUUGCAUUGAAGCUUUAGUAUGUAUAACAGUCAUUAUUUUAAGAAGGCAUCCAAUUAUCGGUGGAGAACUUGGAGGACCUUUCAGAUUCAAGGUAACUCUUAUCUCGAAAUUUUUCUGA
Messenger RNA from Dracunculus medinensis (Guinea worm), 2652 nucleotides. The record is from the annotation of a GenBank genome assembly. Lineage: Eukaryota; Metazoa; Nematoda; Chromadorea; Rhabditida; Dracunculidae.